GCGCAACUGAAGUCGACUGUCGGGAUCACAAGUACAACCGCGAGCACGCGCGCGCGACACCCACGUAAGGAGCCAUUCAUGCGGCUCCACGGCAACGGCAACAACGACCACGACGACAACAACAAAUUUCGUUGAUCGACGCGAUGACGUAGACCGUCCUUCUCUCUCUCUUUCUCUCUCUCUCUCUCUCUCUCUCUCUGACUCUCUCUGGAUCUCCAUCUAUGAUGCGCGGUGGAUCGCGUCGCAAGCGCGCGUGCAAGCGUAUUACAGUGCGCGACGAAUACGCUCUCGGUGAAAGCUCUCGAAGAAUUCCUCUCGGUGAACUCCUCCCGGCGAUCGGCGCUGAUGGUGCGAGUCCGCGGCCAAUCGCUUCGCCGUUGAUGAUGGAGUAGACAGUCGUCUAACUGUCGUCGCCGCCGCUGCCGCCGUCGUCAUCGUCAUUGUGUUGGUUGUUCCAAGUGGAAGUGGACAACGCGCGAAGAGUCGAGUCUCUCACGUCUCAGGUCAGUCACGGGCCCAGGCGUGGACCCAGCGCGCUCGUCGCAGAGGACAACCGGCUAGCAACCGGCUACCUGCCCCUUCUCCAGGUCUCUCGAUCGGUGACACGACCUGUCCGUCUGUGCCUGCCUGCUCCGAACCGGCGGGACGCGAUUAUGCUCUCGCGGACAACAGCUCUGUCGGGCUCUACCUGUCCGCGGUGAUCGAGACGUUAUCUGAGCGGUCGCACGCCGCAAUCGCUGAUAAGCAAUCGUCAUAAUUGGGACCCGAGAGGGCAGCCGCGAGUAUGGCGCUGGCGAAGAUCAGAAACUUCAUCGACAACAGCCUGAAGACAGUGUCUACGCCGUUGGACCACACGGUGAAUCUAGAGCCGGAAGUCGGUAUCAGGAUCGUGCACUCUCCGAACGACAAGACGCUCCACGUCACCGUGCUGGGCGCCAGGCACUUGCCGCAGAACUUCGGCUUCACCAGAGUCAACAGCUACGUCGUGAAGGUGAAGCUAAUCCCCGGUAAGGACAAAUUCGAGACUACCUCGAAGAAUGAAUCCUGGCCACAGUGGAACGAGGAGUUCAUCUUUCCCCUGCGUAAAGAGACCAAGCAGAAGUUUGGCAAGUCAAAAGUGGUCGAGGAGGAGAUCAACGGGUCGAGAUUCAUCGUCGCAACUCUCUACGCGGUCCUCGAGGACAAGCCUCUGAUAGCGACCGACAAGAAAGAGGAUAAAAGCUCACCUACCAAGGGAGGAGAGUCGCCGAAGAAGGGUGGCAAGAAGAAAGAAGGUCAGAGCGGCUCGUCCGAGAAUCAGGAGCCCACCAAGAACAAGCUUCUCAGUCAGUUCUUCGGCAAGGGUCCUGAUAAAAUCGCAGAACCCACGGCCAUGGAGAGGAAAGUCUACGACAAGAGACGAACCAUCGGCGCGACGACGAUUCCGCUGGACUCGAAGAACUUCGUAACCAAACCACCCAAAUCCAAACACGCCGGUGAUGUGUCCACGGGAGAUCUGUGGAAGCCACUGCGACCGAUCUCGAGCGGUAUCAUCGGCGAGGACAAAAAAGAGAACAAAAAGGGCCAAGUGGAAUUGUCGUUGUGCCUGGCGAAGAGCGAGAAGGAUGAGGACAACGAUGGGCAACUGAUACUGUCUCUGAAUCGUCUGAGAUGUUCACUUCAGACGAUGCACGAGCACGAAGGUCUGAAAGGGCAGAUGUAUUUGAAGAUGUCUGUCGUCGACGGCGGACGAGUUACGCACUUUUGGAAGAGCGACCGAUUCGCGCCGACGGUGUCCACCAAGUUCUCGCCGGAGACGGCAAGAGUGGUUGCCGACAAUCCGUACAAGGGUGCGCUCAACGACGUGUGCUUCGUCGUCAAGUUCGUCUCGAAGAAUAAGAUGGGCAAAAAGACUCCCGUAGGUCACUUCGUGAUUGGACCCGACGUCGGUGGGACUUACAGCGAACAGUGGAGGCAAGCCUUGGCGAAACCGGGCCAGCAGAUAACGAAGUGGCAGACAUUUGAAUAAAAAUAAGUCGCGCGAUGAGCCCGGUAACUUAUUCAAUACUCCGUGAAUGCGCAGUCGUUGUCGUACGACGUACUUUUCCUCGAGGACAUCGAAAGAACGCGAGCAGCUAAAAUGAGAACGCUAUAGGCGCGCCAUAAAUAUUUAAGGCAACAGAUCGAUAAAGCUACUCCAAAGAAUACCAUAGACACAGCUCGCAAAGGUGAGCCUCCACCCAUCGGACGCAUUGCUUCUUUGCCCCGCUGCGUGCGUUCACGUAUCGCGUCUGCGUUGUCGAUUUUACGUAAGGGAAAAUCUUGUUCUCUAGAGAGAAAAAUUAUUCUUAAGUUUUCACCGCACGGAUUCAUGCUAGCACGAAUCCUUCACCAGUAUUGUCGACUGUCCUUGAUUUCGUGGAGGAGACAGACUUGGCACAACUUCCGCCCCUGAAUCCGAUCAAUGUAACCGUCCGUAAAGUAAUUAAGAGUUAUCGAUUAAUGCUAUUCGUUGAGGAACGGUAGCACACGCUACAAGUACAACAUAUCAUACUUCGUAAGAACGCAAGGACAGUGAGUGCGUUGAAUUAGUAUUAAUUGAUAUUUUGUUAUAUGGAAAUAACGUUAUUUUAACGGCGACUAACAUGGGGAACGUUAGUAUUGUCUCGCCCGUGAGAAGUGUGCCUUCUCAAAACUGAUAUAUCUAAUGAUGACGAAUAGUAAAUUUGACUAGUUUUAUAUAUUGGUUAAACGCUCGCUUGUACUAUCGCACUCGGACGAUCAUAAAAUGAAACAAGUGCAAAUUAAUACUUUGAAGUCGAUAUUAGAGCAGGAUUUGAAAGCCAUUUCAGAUUGUGAUAAAUCGAAAUAUUUUUUCUAUUGAUUGUCGUUCGUAUAUACUACCACUUUUAGUAUUUACACAAAAUAUUUAAUGUAAAUGUUAAGGUAACAUCAUAGUUGUGUCCUCUCCCUUUCCGCGCCAACGAAAUAUAUCUUUAUAACUGAAAUGCAUAAAGAUAUACGUUAAAUGUUAGUAUUAAUGUGUUAAAUAAUGUUUCUAAGGCUCAACACGAGAACGUGUAAAAAAGCAGUUGAGGGAACUCUUCAAAUAUUUUUACACGAUUAGAAGUAAUAUUAAUUCAUUUGAUAUUUUUACUAUUAUUAUUAUAAACGUAUUUCUUUCUUAUAAUAACGCAUGCGUCCAUAGUAUUUUAAUAUAUGUCUGUAACUGCUGACACCAAAAAGUACACAUCUAAUUUCGCACAAAUGUAUGUAAAGACAUGUUUUUACUCACUCUUCUCUAUUGUAUGUAAAAGAAGAAAUAACUCUUUUUAUUUAUAAAUAUAUAUUCUAAUAUACAUA
Odontomachus brunneus is the source of this 3342-nucleotide messenger RNA. RefSeq lists its product as uncharacterized. Lineage: Eukaryota; Metazoa; Arthropoda; Insecta; Hymenoptera; Formicidae. Gene Ontology annotation, cellular component: axon; dense core granule; synaptic vesicle membrane. Gene Ontology annotation, molecular function: syntaxin binding; phosphatidylserine binding; clathrin binding. The coding region runs from base 785 to 2008 and encodes 407 amino acids. Gene Ontology annotation, biological process: cellular response to calcium ion; regulation of dopamine secretion; calcium ion-regulated exocytosis of neurotransmitter. The record is from RefSeq and is a predicted model, not a curated record. The transcript has 5 exons.